Molecule: messenger RNA, 1368 nt
Organism: Megalops cyprinoides (Indo-Pacific tarpon)
Lineage: Eukaryota; Metazoa; Chordata; Actinopteri; Elopiformes; Megalopidae
Product: cell division cycle protein 20 homolog B-like
Exons: 8
Coding region: 1-1179 (392 amino acids)
Biological process (GO): positive regulation of anaphase-promoting complex-dependent catabolic process; anaphase-promoting complex-dependent catabolic process; positive regulation of ubiquitin protein ligase activity
Cellular component (GO): anaphase-promoting complex
Molecular function (GO): ubiquitin ligase activator activity; anaphase-promoting complex binding; protein binding
Source: RefSeq, a predicted model, not a curated record
AUGAGGAAAGGCGGAACAGCGAAGGCGAACAGAGAACACAGAGCGCCGAGCUUCUCAUACAGCCGAUUCAAGAGCAGAAUCGUGAAAAGACUAAACAGUGAUGGAAUCCCUGUUGCGAGCAGCCCAAUGACCACAGGAUGGCAGCACUCAUACACCACAGAAUACGACACUGUUUGUCAGAAGCUGCCGCUCGACUCUCCGCCACAUAGCACCUCACAGUCUGACUCGCAUCUUGGUCAACCUGAGUCGUCUUACCUUAAAGAUCUAAAUCUGCUGGACUGGAGUGGGCGGGGCCUGGUAGCACUGGCUUUGGGCAAUAUGGUGGCCAUGUGGAACGGGGCGACCCAGAAUCUGCAGGGUUGCCUGCACCUGAACCCACAUACUUCCACCUGCACUACCUUCACCUGCUCCAUCUGCUCCGUCUCCUGGAGUAAAGAUGGCAGUACUCUGGCCAUUGGGACAAACGAUGGAGAGAUUCAGCUGUGGGAUGUGGAACACAGGAGCAGAGUAAGGAGUAUCCAGGGACAUCUUUCACAGGUGGGAGCACUCAGCUGGAAUCAACAGCUUCUCAGCAGCGGCUCUCUCCUGGGGUUCCUGCAUCACCAUGACCCCCGGGCCUCCAGGGCACUGGUGGGUGGGGCUCGGCUGCAGAAGGGUGUGUGUGGUCUGGAGUGGUCUGAGAGCGGUCACCGUCUGGCCAGCGGGAGCACGGAUGGUCUCCUUUGCAUAUGGCCCAGCGACCCAGGAGUCACAGGGAACCAGCGCUCCAUAUCCACCAUCCCACAUCCAACUGCCGUCAAGGCCCUGGGUUGGUGCCCCUGGCAGUCAGAGGUGGUGGCAGUGGGGGGCGGUAUGGGUGAUGGGAUGUUGAGGAUCUGGGACACAAACACAGAAACCUGUCUGCAGUCCACUCCCACAAACUCACAGAUCUGCUGUCUGCUGUGGAGCAUGAGGAGGAAGGAGCUACUCACUGCCCAUGGUCUUCCUCAUCAUCAUAUCAUCUCCUGGAGCUAUCCAUCCCUCACCAAACACACCCAGCUUCAGGGCCACACAGGGCGAGUUCUGCAUAUGGUGUUGAGUACCUGUGAGAGCUGGAUCCUCUCAGGCGGUUCAGAUCAGCAGGCCUGUCUGUGGAGCAGCCAUCAGAAGGAGGACAGCACAAUACCAGAGCCUUCCUAAAUACACCCCAAUGUCAGAGUCUACCUCAAUAUAUCCCAAGACCAAAGUCUAACUAAAUAUACCCCAAUACCACAGUCUAAAUAUAACCAAGAAUUGGAGUCUAGCUCAAUGUACCCCAAUACCAGUGGCUACCAAAAUGCACUACUUAAAUAUCUACUUAAAUAUACCCCAAUAAUGGAGUCUACCUGA